Molecule: messenger RNA, 639 nt
Organism: Heterotrigona itama
Lineage: Eukaryota; Metazoa; Arthropoda; Insecta; Hymenoptera; Apidae
Source: the annotation of a GenBank genome assembly
AUGGAAAGAAUGGAAUAUACGUUGCAAGAUGCCUUCGAAACUCUGAAGGAGUCGCAGACGGAACGACGGAAGGAGAUAGAAGACUUGACGAAUGUGAUUCCGAACAAUUUCAGACAGGUCGCUCUGCAGAAAACGUGCAACUCCGAGGACGUAAGAAACAAACAGCACAAAUUGUGCAAAAACUUAUUGGACAAGGUUUGUUUGGAAGAGCCGAAGGAUUAUCCUGUUCCUAAAACGUCUGACUUGCACGCCGAGGUUCUAGCAGAUCUCGAGAAAGAAGUUCAAAGUGCCUAUCAACUUUUCGAGCAUAUGAAGACACAGCUUUCAAACGUCAAGGACGAUAUCUCUUAUUUGGAAAGUAAAAAACUGGGCCUGAACAAGAUGAGAGUAGCGUACUUAGGUGCACAGCAGUUGACUGCGGACACAACCUACAACAUGGAACAUGCCACGGCGAAACGGAUAUUUCGAAACGUAAAGAAUGAUCUGGAACUGAUAUCGUCGUAUACAAAGGGCGGCAACGAUCUAUACGUGGAUGUUACUCCAGAGAUUCUAGAUUUUGUAAAUUUCCUGAUUGAGGCUGACAUUGCUGUCUAUCACAGAAACGAUAAGACUAAAGUUAAACUAAUGGAUAUGCUAUAG